AUGGGCCGUAAGAAGAUUCAGAUCACACGUAUACAAGAUGAACGAAAUCGACAGGUCACCUUCACUAAACGAAAAUUCGGGUUAAUGAAGAAAGCGUACGAGUUAUCAGUGCUAUGCGAUUGUGAAAUCGCGUUAAUAGUCUUCAAUUCGACAAAUAAACUAUUUCAAUAUGCGUCCACUGAUAUGGACAAAGUGUUGCUCAAGUACACCGAAUACAAUGAACCGCAUGAAAGUCGCACAAAUUCCGAUAUUAUGGAGGCACUCCAACGGAAGGAGUCAAAACAUGGCGGCGCCGGCGAUUCAGAUGACGAUAGUCCUGGACCGUCCACACCAUUAAACGGUCAUGCGGCACCGAAUAACGUCGAACAACCGCCAACGGUAGCACCACAACCGCCAGCUGCUGCUAUUCAUCCGCUCUACACUAAUCUCUUCCUUCAUCCACAAUAUCGUCCACGUCCUGAACCCACUAAGCAUAUCGAUUUCCCCACGACCAGCUCCUUUCCGUACGAUUCCACUGCCACCGCGCCAUUACAGCCGCCACAUCCGUUAGCGGCAGCGGACGCGGACUGUGAACUGGUGGCGCCACGUUCCACCGCUGAUCAAACGUUGUGGGCGGCAGCGUUACAACAUAAACCGCCACCACAACAACAACAGCAACAACCGUAUGUGAAAUUAGAACCGCAUAGUCCACCGGAGAAACGAGCACGUAUAGCGCCGACAGCCGAUUGGCGGCCUCAACAGCUCACCUAA
Messenger RNA from Necator americanus (New World hookworm), 750 nucleotides. RefSeq lists its product as uncharacterized. Gene Ontology annotation, biological process: positive regulation of transcription by RNA polymerase II. The record is from RefSeq and is a predicted model, not a curated record. Lineage: Eukaryota; Metazoa; Nematoda; Chromadorea; Rhabditida; Ancylostomatidae. The transcript has 4 exons. Gene Ontology annotation, molecular function: RNA polymerase II cis-regulatory region sequence-specific DNA binding; protein dimerization activity; DNA-binding transcription factor activity, RNA polymerase II-specific. Bases 1 to 750 code for a protein of 249 amino acids.